AUGCCAGCAGCCGCUUCCAGCGUUGGCGAUCAACACCGCGGCGGUGCGGGAUCCGUCAUGAUGCCCAACUCCACAGGAGCAACAGCGAAUCCAUUUGAGGAGCCCCAGCGCCGAAUAAACGAAUACACAGCACAAGAAAUUGCGACAUUACAAGCCCGUCUUGACAAGAAGUUGGGGCCUGAAUACAUCUCUGCACGCCCAGGUGCCGCGGGGCAGAAGGUGCAUUAUCUCUCCGCGGAUAAGUGUAUCAACUUGGCAAAUGAGGUGUUUGGUUUCAAUGGCUGGUCUAGUUCAAUACAGACCAUCCAGAUUGACUUCGUCGAGGAGAACCAGAACACAGGCAAGAUUAGCUUGGGUCUUUCGGUCAUUAUGAGGGUCACACUCCGAGAUGGGACUUUUCACGAGGACAUUGGCUAUGGACACAUCGAGAACUGCAAGGGCAAGGCCGCGGCAUUCGAGAAAGCCAAGAAAGAAGGCACAACAGAUGCAUUGAAACGUGCUUUAAGGAAUUUCGGAAACGUGUUGGGCAACUGCAUCUAUGAUAAGGACUAUGUUUCGAAGGUGACCAAAGUCAAGGCGGCGCCAGUGAGACCCCCAACACCUGCCGAUCCAUGCGCCAUGCUAAACCAAGAACAGGGCAGAUGGGACGUGGAAGAUUUGCAUCGCCACCCUGACUACGCACCUCCCGCCAAGAAACAACCGCCUCUUCCUCCUCCAAAAGCGCCUGAUAAUGAAGGGACGCCCAUUGCUCGCCCGAUACAGCAAGUGAAGGCAAACCCACCAGCGAAGCAGGGCUCAUUCGAUGGCGAGGGAGAAUUUGGCAGUGACCUGUUUGAUGAAGCCGAUUUUGGGGUAGCUGAGACCGGCAACCCCGAUGAGAUCGUGAUAGACACAGAGCCACAACGACGUCAAGCUGCUCCAUCAACAACUGGACCCGUACCGUCAGGGCCACCGGUGAAAACAGUAGUCAAUCCGUCUGUUGUAACGCCUUCAAAGCCAGAGCGAUGGGGACCAGCUGGACGGCCUAUCCCCCCAAAUGGACGGCCUAAUCCUGCAAUGAUGGCUUCUGCAGCAGCACAAGGCCGGCCAAUUCCCGGCCAAGGUCCACCAAACGUCUCGAACCCUCGCGCAUCAUUUCCACCCCAACAACCGCCUGGCCAGGCCGCCCCUCCAAAUAACACAGCGCAACCUCCGAUCAAACGAGAAAACCCGCCUCCAGUAAACCAGGACAUGAACCCGCCAGCAGGCACACCAUCUGGUGGAUUCUUUUCAGCCAGGGCAGUCGACCUCCUGCGUGAUAACCCCAACUCUGUCCCCUCAGGUGCCCCACAGUUCGACCCUCACGCAGAGAGCCCGUCCAUUCGCAAGACGGCUGGCGUAGACCACACCAAAAGCGUCCCCAUAUCCAGACCCAUGCUAUCGUCCGCCUCUCCAGCACCAAGCACCAACUCCCGUGACUACGUCAACCCUGCAGCAGACAUGCAGCGCAGGGUCGGCGCCCCUGGUGCAACCGCCAGUCCCGUCGCUAGAGGCCAAUCGGUCUCAUCCUAUCGACCAUUGACCCGACCUAAUCCAGACCAAAGGAGUAUUUCCAACCCGGUGGCUAUGAGUCGAGGCAGUGUUCCGCCAGCACAAAACCUCAAUGGCAAACGCCCACCCUUGGCCGACGUCAAUAUGAAUGAUUCCACUGGUGCUGCUGGGGCACCCGUACCCGGACCAACCGAUCCAAAACGACCUCGUGUCCUGUACCCAGAAUUGGGGUCUACGGGGCCUCGUGCGCCUGCCUAG
Messenger RNA from Penicillium brevicompactum, 1788 nucleotides. RefSeq names its product RAD52 DNA repair protein RADC. The transcript has 5 exons. Gene Ontology annotation, biological process: DNA recombinase assembly; mitotic recombination; double-strand break repair via single-strand annealing. Gene Ontology annotation, cellular component: nucleus. The coding region runs from base 1 to 1788 and encodes 595 amino acids. NCBI's taxonomy places the organism in Eukaryota, Fungi, Ascomycota, Eurotiomycetes, Eurotiales, Aspergillaceae. The record is from RefSeq and is a predicted model, not a curated record.